This is a messenger RNA of Neltuma alba, 2283 nucleotides long. RefSeq names its product hsp70-Hsp90 organizing protein 3. Gene Ontology annotation, molecular function: Hsp90 protein binding. NCBI's taxonomy places the organism in Eukaryota, Viridiplantae, Streptophyta, Magnoliopsida, Fabales, Fabaceae. The coding region runs from base 157 to 1911 and encodes 584 amino acids. The transcript is spliced from 7 exons. The record is from RefSeq and is a predicted model, not a curated record.
GAACCACCACUACCCAGCCGGAAGUCUCCGCCUCUUUGCAAUUCCCCUUUUUCCACUGUCUGCCAGUUGAUUUAUGAUUAUAUAUCGUCCCCUUUGUCCUCCUUGAUUCCAAUCAAAUCCCUCGAACACUAUCGCCGUCUCCAUCAUCCCCUAAUAAUGGCCGACGAAGCCAAGGCCAAAGGUAACGCAGCUUUCUCUUCCGGUGAUUUCGCCGCUGCCAUCCGUCACUUCUCGGACGCCAUCGCUCUUUCGCCUGAUAACCAUGUCCUCUAUUCCAAUCGAUCCGCUGCUUAUGCCUCCCUUCACAAAUACUCCGAAGCCUUAGCCGACGCUAAGAAGACUGUCGAGCUCAAGCCUGAUUGGUCUAAGGGCUACAGUCGUCUCGGCGCUGCUCAUCUUGGUCUCGGCCAACAUGAUGAGGCUAUUGCUGCUUACAAUAAGGGCCUGGAUAUCGACCCCAAUAAUGAACCUCUUAAAUCCGGCUUGGCUGAUGCCCGGGCGGCGGCGACGGCUACUUCUUCGAGGUCUCGUUCGACGCCAACUUCUAACAAUCCUUUCGGAGAGGCUUUCGCUGGACCCGAGAUGUGGGCAAGGCUUACUGCUGAUCCCACCACUAGAGUCUUUCUUCAGCAACCUGAUUUCGUGAAGAUGAUGCAGGACAUCCAGAAGAAUCCCAACAAUUUGAACUUGUAUUUGAAGGAUCAAAGAAUCAUGCAAGCGCUUGGGGUUUUACUCAAUCUCAAGAUUCGUACCCCAACGGACGACGCUGAUAUGCCAGAGUCCUCGCCUUCUCCUCCGCCACAAGAGAGGAAGAGAGCUGCUGAAGCGGAGCCUGCGAAGGUAGAGAAGCAGCCGGAGCCUGAACCGGAGCCUAUGGAAGUGACGGAAGAAGAGAGGGAAGCAAAGGGAAGGAAGGCGCAGGCUCAGAGAGAAAAGGAGGCUGGUAAUGCGGCUUACAAAAAGAAGGAUUUUGAAACGGCAAUUCAACAUUACUCAAAGGCUUUGGAAUUGGAUGAUGAGGACAUAUCCUUUCUCACAAACCGUGCUGCUGUGUACUUGGAAAUGGGAAAUUUCGAAGAAUGCAUAAAAGAUUGUGACAAGGCUGUUGAGAGGGGAAGAGAACUGAGAUCGGACUUCAAGAUGAUAGCAAGAGCUUUGACAAGGAAGGGAACUGCCUUGGUCAAACUGGCAAAAUGCUCGAAGGAUUAUGAACGUGCCAUUGAGACUUACCAGAAAGCACUGACGGAGCAUCGUAAUCCUGACACAUUGAAGAAACUUAAUGAAGCUGAAAAGGCCAAGAAAGAACUUGAACAGCAGGAAUACUUUGAUCCAAAACUGGCUGAUGAGGAGCGUGAAAAAGGUAAUGAAUUCUUUAAGCAGCAAAAGUACCCUGAGGCUGUAAAGUGUUACACAGAAGCUUUAAGAAGGAACCCUAAGGACGCUAGGACAUACAGUAACAGAGCUGCGUGCUAUACAAAACUUGGUGCGAUGCCUGAGGGUUUGAAGGAUGCAGAGAAAUGCAUUGAGCUUGAUCCAACCUUCUCAAAAGGUUAUUCUAGAAAAGGUGCCGUACAGUUUUUCAUGAAGGAAUAUGAUAAAGCGAUGGAAACAUACCAGGAGGGUUUGAAACAUGAUCCUAACAAUCAAGAGUUGAUUGAUGGCAUAAAACGAUGUGUAGAACAAAUUAAUAAGGCCAGCCGUGGGGAUUUAUCACCUGAGGAAUUGAAAGAGAGACAGGCCAAGGCAAUGCAGGACCCUGAGAUACAGAACAUCCUUCAAGAUCCUGUUAUGAGACAGGUGUUAGUUGAUUUCCAGGAAAAUCCCAAAGCUGCCCAGGAGCAUACAAAGAAUCCGAUGGUGAUGAACAAGAUCCAGAAGCUGGUCAGUGCUGGAAUUGUCCAGAUUCGGUGAUUUGGGUGGAAUAGCAGAGGAGCCAUGGCUGAUUUCACUGUGAGAUUGGAUCAGAAAAGGAAAAGGAAAAUACUGCUGAUAAUUUUCGAGUUAGCUUUCUGUUUUUGCAAUGUUAAGUUUUCUUUCUUUGUUUAUUUUAAAAUGGCCAUAAGCAAUGUUAAGUUAAUUCUCAUGAUUUAAGUAGUUCGGGUGCUUCAAACUCUAAUCUUCUCGUUUGGCCAAAAAAGAGAGACUCAAGUCUUUGUCCAUUCUUAGCCUUGGAACUUUCAUAUUUUUGGUGGGAAUUCUAGCUUGAUUAUGCAAAUUUAAGGAGUUUCCUACUAUCGGGGUGUUUUGAACUUUUGGUUCUCACAUAAAGUCGAUUGCAGAUUA